CUCUGUUCAUCUUGUCAGGGGAGCUUGAGGUUGAAUCUGUGUGCUCGCUCUGUUGAAUUCUUGAUAGUGCUGUUCUUGGUUGAGCUCUUUCUUGAAUGUGUUGUAGAAUUGGUGUUGAUUUUUCCCCCUUUUUUGUUUCCUGGUUGGAUCUGAGUGGUUUUGUUUCUUGUUGAUGGAGCUUUUUUUUGGAUUGCUGUGAUGUCACUUUGGCAGGAAUUAUCCUUCCUGUUGAUUUUCUGAGCUCGCAGAGAAAUGGGGAUGCCUUUCGAUGAUUGUAAACAGAAAGGCCAAUUUUUUGAGCUUCGAUUUAGUAAAAUUUUUGUAAAGAUUCAUACUCGAAGUUUUCCGGUCAAGAAAUGCUAAACAGAGGAAUCCAAGCUGCUGCAUUGACGGCGGAGGAGACAGCGGCGGCGAGGAGAUCGGAGGCAAUGGCGGAGGAGGCGGCGGCGGCCGGCGGGUGGUAUUGGUGCCACAUGUGCGCCUCGGCGGUGAGCGCCGUCGCGGCGGCGGAGGGGGAGGCGGAGAUCAAGUGCCCGUACUGCCAAAGCGGCUUCCUCGAGGAGAUGGAGACCGCCCGCGGCGCGGCCGCCGUUGACGGCGGUGGCAGCGCGGACGGGACGGACUCCGGCGCCGGCAGCGCGAUCUCGGUCUGGGCCCCCGUCAUCGACGGCAUGGUUGGCGGCGACCCCGUCCGCCGCCGCCGCAGCCGGCGGCACGCGGACGCCAGCACCGGCGGCGGCUACCACCGCGAGCUGGACCAUUUGGUUCAUUUCGACUUCUCCGAGCGCCGGCGGCGCACCGCCGCGCUGCUGCUGCUCCUGCAGGAGUUCCGAGAGCGCCAGCUCCAGCGCCUGGAGUCCGCCGCCGCCGCCGCCGCAGCAGCCUCCUCCGCCGGCAGCGGCGGCGGCGGAAGCUUGGACGGGGAGGGCAUGGCGCUGGCCGACUACUUCCUCGGCCCCGGCCUGGACGCCCUGAUGCAGCGGCUGGGCGACGGCGACGCGGGCCGCCAGGGCACGCUGCCGGCCAAGAAGGAGGCCAUCGAUGCGAUGCCGACCGUGGAGGUGACGGCGCCCGGCGACGACUCCGCGGCCGCCUCCGCCUGCGCCGUCUGCCUCGAGGACUACGCCGUCGGCGAGCGCGCCAUGGAGAUGCCCUGCAGGCACAGGUUCCACGGCAAGUGCAUCGUGCCGUGGCUGGAGAUGCACAGCUCGUGCCCCGUCUGCCGUUUCCAGCUCCCCACCGACGACGACCCCAAGGCCGCGUGCGGCGGCAGCGGCGACCACGCCGGCGCCGUCAUCAGCUACACCAAUGCCGAAGACUCCGCGGACGCCGGAGCCAACGCGAGCAGGUUGCCGGCGGCGAUACAACGGCUCAGCAGCCUCUUCUCCUCCCAGCCACAGCCUGGCCCGUCGCCCUCGCCGUCGUCGUCGUCUGCUGCACCGGCGUCGACUUCCGGCACCAGCUCGCAGCAUAGUGAUGACUGAUGACUGACCGAUGAUCGUCGCCGCCGGCGAUGGUCGCUUGCUGCUCCGGCGGCGGAGCUCAUGGUUGCCACCUACCUCAAUGUACAUAAAGGAGUUUGUCGCUGUUGGCUGGGUUUGAUUGGUGCCAUGAAUUUUCAUUUUUCUUGUCAUGUUUAUUAUGCUCGUGAUUUAAUCUUGUCACAUAUUUCGUGAUUUAACACAAUUAUUAUGCUCGCUGGAAUCACAUAUUAGUAGUUUCUGUUUACAAGAUGGUUGCAGUCUGAAAUGCCUCAUUUGAUGCUGUGCUGACUGCAAUUAGUUAAAAAUAUACUAACACUGUUUGAAAAUAGAUCUCAUUAAGUUCAAAUUUUGUAGGA
Molecule: messenger RNA, 1840 nt
Organism: Oryza brachyantha (malo sina)
Lineage: Eukaryota; Viridiplantae; Streptophyta; Magnoliopsida; Poales; Poaceae
Product: E3 ubiquitin-protein ligase SIRP1-like
Exons: 2
Coding region: 357-1484 (375 amino acids)
Biological process (GO): protein ubiquitination
Cellular component (GO): cytoplasm
Molecular function (GO): ubiquitin protein ligase activity
Source: RefSeq, a predicted model, not a curated record